CUGUGAUUGCAUCCUCCCGGAAUUAUCGUCAUCAAUCGCACUCGAUGGCAAUUUUUCCUGCGCUCUUGAGUGUCUCUGGCAAUUUCCAUGGGCAAUUUUCUUUAUAUUGGAAAAUUGCAUCGUGCCUGGAAUUUACUCGAGCAAAUGGAACCCAAAUGAGUGCUCGUGUAUAAAAGUGUUUGCAAUUGCUGGGUUUCCGGGUAUUUUAUCACCAGGAACUGAGUGAAUUUAUCAACGUCCAAGAUGCAGGCGCACUGCUGGUUCCUCUUCAUCCUCAUUCUUGGCAAUAAUCUUGCGCAAUUUCGUGGGGAUGAUGAACUUUCGGUUGCACGGUGGAUUCUGGCAUUGGAAUCAUCGGCUCCAGAUCUGGAAGCUCUCCCUGAAUCUUCUUCCUCAUCUUCCUCAUCUGAGGAGGAAGAUAUUCCAUCUUUGGAGUCGCGAGAGCUGAAAACUAGCGCGAGUGAGAAAAACGAGGAUGUUGGUCAAGAAACAGCAGCAGAUGACGAGUUUCCCACAGCGAGAGUUUUCAUCCCGGAUAUUGGAAAAAUUAAGACAAUUGUGGAUAUUCUAAAAACAGUGGGAAGUGUCGUUGUUCCCAUUGUCAUUGAGGACAUUGAAGGGCUUGUUUCGAGCAUUGAACCACCUCCAGGAGAACUUGAGGCAAUUCGUACCCCAAAUGAUGUUGUUUCAUUCAAAACUCGGGGUGUUAUGCUUCUUCGUAAUGUCAGGAAGUCUCUGGAAAGCUUCAAUCCUCUGUAAUUUUUUAUGUAGCUUCUUUAGAAAAUGAGAUAUUAAUUAAAAGAAAAUCAGUUUGUUCCAAUUGUUUAACGGUCUCUAUUCAAAAAUUCAAAUUGACAAAAAAUUAUUCUAUCG
Lutzomyia longipalpis is the source of this 873-nucleotide messenger RNA. RefSeq lists its product as uncharacterized. Bases 244 to 759 code for a protein of 171 amino acids. The transcript is spliced from 2 exons. The record is from RefSeq and is a predicted model, not a curated record. Lineage: Eukaryota; Metazoa; Arthropoda; Insecta; Diptera; Psychodidae.